This is a messenger RNA of Dufourea novaeangliae, 851 nucleotides long. RefSeq names its product sepiapterin reductase (gene Sptr). The coding region runs from base 60 to 851 and encodes 263 amino acids. The record is from RefSeq and is a predicted model, not a curated record. The transcript has 3 exons. Gene Ontology annotation, biological process: tetrahydrobiopterin biosynthetic process. Gene Ontology annotation, molecular function: sepiapterin reductase (NADP+) activity. Lineage: Eukaryota; Metazoa; Arthropoda; Insecta; Hymenoptera; Halictidae.
AGUAAAUCAAAAUUUGUUGACUAAAUAUUUCAAAUAGUAAUAUAUCAGUUUAAGAAAACAUGGCAGUCGAAACAUUAUCAGGAAAGGUAUUUUUCUUGAUAACUGGUGCAAGUCGUGGAAUUGGAAAACAAAUUGCAGUGUCAUUUGGUUCAAUCUUAGAAGAUGGUUCUCAUGCUCUUUUGCUGGCAAAAAACUUGACCGCUUUGAAAGAAACUGCUAAAAAUAUUCCCAGUAAUAUAACAGUUGACACUGUGAGUGUUGAUCUGAGUAAAGCAACAGAGGAUGAACUACAUAAGAUUAUAAUGCAGUCUCUGAAGGAUAAAACACCGGAACAAUUCGAUCGAUUGGUUGUAGUACACAAUGUUGGUACAAUGGGAGACAUUUCUAAAACUACAAACGAUAUGAGUGAUUUAACCACAUGGCAUAAUUAUUAUGACUUAAAUGUUUUUAUUCCUGCUAUAUUGAAUGGAGUUGUAAUGAAAAUAUUUAACGAAAACACAAAUACUGAAAAAACGGUUGUAAACAUUACUUCGUUGUUUGCUAUAAAACCAACAAGAUAUACGGGUUAUUAUUGUACCGGAAAAGCAGCACGGGAGAUGUUCUUUAAGGUGUUUGCUUUAGAAAAUCCGCAAGUGAAUGUAUUAAAUUAUUCACCGGGUCCUGUUGAAACUGACAUGUUACAUGAAGUAUGCGAGCAACAUGCUGAUCAAGAAGUUAAGGCACACAUGAAUGAACUCGUAACUAAAAAAAUCGUUUUAACUUGCAAACAAACAGUUACCCGACUUUUAGAGAUUCUCAAAGAUCAUAAAUAUACGUCAGGUGAUCACGUCGACUAUUAUGACGAAUUAUAA